Messenger RNA from Emiliania huxleyi CCMP1516, 2589 nucleotides. RefSeq lists its product as hypothetical. The record is from RefSeq and is a predicted model, not a curated record. The transcript has 8 exons. The coding region runs from base 1 to 2589 and encodes 862 amino acids. Gene Ontology annotation, molecular function: protein binding. Lineage: Eukaryota; Haptophyta; Isochrysidales; Noelaerhabdaceae.
AUGCACGACCGGCCUCCGUCGGAUGGCUCUCCGGCCUCUCCGGCCGCUGACGCGGCCGCCCAUGCUGCUGCCGAUCCGGUCCCUCUCACGCUCAGCGAUAUCCGCACAAGCUACGACAACUUCGAGGUCGCCGGCUUUGGCCAGGUGAGGGGCACGACUACCCGCCUGGAAGGCGCUCUCAUCAGCAAGUCAAUUGCAAACUGUCCCGCCAUGCCCACCUACUCCCCUCGGGGCGUGAUCGACGCCUUCGUCGGCGAUCUGCCCUGGCCGUCUGGCUGCGGGCCUGCGCUCAUCGUGCGGACGGUCGACGACGGUCUCCACUACGCUCUCACCCCGGAGGACGUGGAGAAAGCGUUGUCCAAAGCUGCCUGGAAGCGCGCCCAAAUGGAGCUGCGCAUUCUCCAGCUUCGUGCGCGUGUCGGAGCCGGCUUCUCCACUGUGCCCCGACUGGAGACCGAGCCGCCGACGGUUGGGACAGGCCGCUCCGCGCUUCAUCGGGAGCUGUACCAACUUGAGAAGUUUGUCUGGCUCUCGACGCGGCUUGGCCAACCUUGGCAUGGGGCGGUGGACCAGCUCGACACCGCUUUUCACAGCGCCCGAGAUGCCUUCCGCCGUGAACGCCGGCAGCAACAGGCUGCAUGCGUGGAAUGCGUGGGCCGCAAUGCCGCCGACCUCUUCGCUUGGAACAGCUCGGCGCACGAGAAGGCGACGCCCGUCUCGAUUGGGAAGAUGGGCGAGUGCGUGUGCGGGGCGACCGGAUGCGGCUGCGAGACCCGCUACAUGUGCACGCACUGCGGCGCCUUGCUCUUCCCAAAGGAGGCGAAGCGGGCCAAGGCAGUUGGUAAGUACGGGACCAAAUGGCAGGGCGGCAAGUUUUGCUGCAGCGGAGGGCAAGUCGACCUGCCGCCAAUCCAGCGCGACGAGGCCGUCGAUGCCGUUUGGGAGCGCAAUCCCGAACUGCUGGCGAAGCAUUCUCGCCGACUCAACAACGCGCUGUCGAUUGCGUCAGCACCUGUGAACAUCCUCUGUCCUCCAGACGGCGGCUGGGCCCCGAGCGUGGUGAUCCAAGGCAAGCUCCACCACAAAGUUGGGCCACUCGGUGUUGGCGAGCACGAGACGCCUCGAUUCGCGCAGCUUUACGUCUACGAUCCGGCUGCCGAGGGUGACAGGAUUGUGGACCAGCGCUACGCCGCGUUGCGGAUGGACCCGGAGACGUCGAGCGCGGAGAAGGCAAGGCUGAAGGCCGCGCUGCGCGACCUUGAAAGCGCGCUCAAGGACUGCAGCUCAUACGGCGCCAGCUGCCCUCCGGAAGGCGCGACGACGGCCCAGUUUGUCAUCGACCCGGACAAGGCGCCUGCGAACGUUGACCAGCGCCAGUACUCUUCAAACUACGGCAAGCGCACGUUCAACGAGACGAACCGAGCGUACGAUCCUCUGCAUUUUGUGCUGCUCUUCCCGUGCGGCGAUGACGGCUGGCAUCCGUACAUGCCACUGUCCAAGCCGGCUGAUUCCGGCCAACCUGCUGCCGCCGCCGCAGAAAUGGAGGAGUUGCCUGCUGCGUCAGAGUGGGAGCCACCUCCAAAGCGCAAGAAGACCCAGGUCUCGCCACAGCAGUAUUACGCGCACCGCCUGCAGGUCCGAGAAGUGCGGCACGCAUGGCUCGAUGCCGCUGGGGACAUCCGCGAGGGCCCGGCUAUCGAUGACGACGGAAGAGUACUUCUUGAUGACGCCCUCAACCGCGCUGGACGGCUCUUCCAGGAGUAUUGCUGCAUGGCGCUCGCAAAGACGGAGACUCAGAGGCUGCGGUGGCACCGGAAUCACCAGAAAAAGAUUUGUUCGGAGCUCUAUCAGCACCUUGCCGAUGCGGUGACAGCACACGACAACUCAGCGGGCCAACUGCAGGCCGGGAAGCGCGUCGUGCUGGCCUCGAGCUUCACGGGCGGGCCGCGAGAUCAGUACCAGCGCUACCAUGACGGGAUGGCCGUUGUCCGGAAGAAGGGUUCGCCGUCGUUCUUCGUCACCAUGACUUGCAAUCCAAAGUGGGACGAGAUCCUCGCCGAGCUUCCUCCUGGACAGAAGGUGGAGGAUCGGCCCGACCUGACGGCGCGUGUCUUCAAGCUGAAGCUCGACCAGCUGCUACAGGAGCUGUACACGGACGGCAUCUUUGGUCGGGUUGUCGCCAGCCUGCACGUGAUCGAAUUUCAGAAGCGAGGGCUGCCGCACGCUCACAUCCUCAUCAUCCUGCGCAAAGAGGACCGACCAAAGAGCGUUGACGACGUCGACGCCUGUGUCCGCGCCGAGCUGCCGCCGAAGCCCUCGCCCGGCGACUACAGCAACGACGGCGAUCGACGCGGCGACCUGUCGGAGAAACUGAAGCUGUCGCCAAUGGCCAAGGCGGGCGAUCAAUACGAGGUCGGGUGGACGCCUUUGCACGCGGCGGCCAACGGCGGCGCCGAGCGAGUGGUCGCGCACCUGAUCACCUGCCGCGCCGACAUCGAGUCGCGCUGCCGGGCGGGCCGCACCCCGCUCGCCGAGGCUGCACGGAGCGGCCAUCUCCCCGUCGUCAUGCGGCUCCCGGCGGAGCGGUAG